This is a messenger RNA of Leguminivora glycinivorella, 1839 nucleotides long. RefSeq names its product piggyBac transposable element-derived protein 3-like. The coding region runs from base 240 to 1574 and encodes 444 amino acids. The transcript is spliced from 2 exons. The record is from RefSeq and is a predicted model, not a curated record. Lineage: Eukaryota; Metazoa; Arthropoda; Insecta; Lepidoptera; Tortricidae. Gene Ontology annotation, molecular function: sequence-specific DNA binding.
GAUCUCAGUUACGUGCUCCGGGAGAAGUUUGUUUUAGAUCGGAAGAAGAUUUUAGUGACGAGGACGAUAACAUACCGCUUAUUCAGUUGUCUAAACGAAGAUGUGAGACAACGGACCAGUUUCAUCAGUCAACAUCUGGGACAGAGGCAAGUCCUUGCCGGCCAAUAAGCGUACCAAAAAAUAAAACAUACAAUUGGAUUGAACAAGAUAUUCAGCCCAACUUCGCGGUCUGGCAAUGCAUGCAAACAUCAGCACCGAAUUUGAAUCCCAUGCAAUAUUUUGACCUAAUGUUUGGAGACACAAUUAUCAAUAUGUUUGUACACUACACCAAUUUAUAUGCAGCAAAGAAAAAUGCAAGCAAGUCCUGCCCUAUUACGAAAGACGAAAUGUAUUGCUUUAUAGGUAUAUUACUAUACAGUGGGUACGUGAUAGUACCUAGAAGAUACAUGUAUUGGCAAAACGCUUCCGAUUGCGGUAUGCCUAUAAUAUACAAUGCUAUGUCUAGAGAUCGGUUUACGUAUAUUAUGUCAAAUUUGCACUGCUGUGACAAUUCAAAAUUACAGUCAGGUGAUAAGUUUGCGAAAUUACGUGAAUUAUUUCAGCUUCUGAAUCAGAACUUUGCAGAAAAUGCACCGUUUGAAGAGCACUACAGCAUCGAUGAAGCAAUGGUUCCGUAUUACGGAGGGCACCCGUGCAAACAAUUUAUUCGUGGAAAACCCAUAAGGUGGGGCUACAAAUUUUGGGUUGGUGCUACACGUCUAGGAUAUAUAUUGUGGUUUGAGCCGUACCAAGGAAAGUGUAGUACCGUAACAUCGAACCACUACAAAAACGCCAUGGGUUUAGGUGCAAGUGUAGUUUUAGAAUUCGCAGAUGUGUUAAAGGAAAUAGACAAACAAGCACCUUUUCAUCUAUUCUUUGAUAAUUUUUUUACGUCUAUUUACCUCAUAGAUGAACUACGACUCCGAGGGAUUCGGGCAACUGGAACUGUGCGAGAAAAUCGUGUCGCAAAGUGCCCAUUGACUGCCAAUAAGUUUCUACAGAAGACACCUAGGGGUACAUUCAAAUAUCAGUCCACAAGUGCUGAACAUAUUUUAGUGUGCAAAUGGCAUGAUAACAGCGUUGUCACUGUUGCAUCAAACGCAGCCACAAUAGAACCUGUGGCAAAGGUAAAGAGAUUUUCGCAGCAACAAAAAAAAUACAUACUUGUGGACCAGCCAGCUGUAAUAAAAAAAUAUAAUGAAAAUAUGGGAGGAGUAGAUCGAUCCGAUCAAAAUAUUGGCCUUUAUAGAACAUCUAUUAGGGGAAAAAAAUGGUACUUCUCUUUAAUUUGUCAUGCACUUGAUAUGGCUGUACAAAAUGCAUGGCAAUUGUACAAGAAUAAUGGUGGCGAAUAUGACUCCCUAAAUUUUCGCAGAUAUGUGGCAACAUCUCUUCUCGAAAGCUAUAAAAAAAAUUUUGAACGAAAAGAUACACGUGCUAGCGGACUGUUUCGAGAUUGUGUACGUUUUGAUGGGAAAAAUCAUAUAAUAAGUGCCACAAAAAAGCUAAUUUUAUUUGUGCAAAAUGUAAUGUAACGUUACAUCCCAAGAUUUGUUUUGAAAAGUUUCAUACUGCUGAAUAAAGAGUAACAAUAUGACGUAUUCAUUAUUUUAUUUUAAUUCAAAUUAAUAUUAACAUUUGGUAGUAUAUUUUGCUAUUGUCCUUUUAAAAGAACACCUUUUUCCUACUUUUCCAUGAGAGCAGCAUUUUUUUUAUUAUUUUUCCCUUGUUAUAUAUAUUUUUUCUAACACUUCACAUAAAUUUCGUAAAAAUUAAAGGUAUUUAGGACGUCCAGUAACA